This is a messenger RNA of Anisakis simplex (herring worm), 1365 nucleotides long. Lineage: Eukaryota; Metazoa; Nematoda; Chromadorea; Rhabditida; Anisakidae. The record is from the annotation of a GenBank genome assembly.
AUGAAAGUUCCAGAUUGCGAAGUUUCUCCCUCAUUAUCGUCAUCAUCAUCGUCGUCGUUAUCCACAUCUUCAACGGUGUCAGCUACAAAGCCGUCUGAUCAAACCAAUCAGUCGAAUAAAUCGUCCACUGGUUUUUCCUUCAAUCCAACCACAACGACCACAAAAAUCUCGUUUGGUGGUACAUCGUCACUGAAUGACUCAAAUAAAGAUAACACAGAGAGUGAAAGACGAGGUAAGAAACGGGCGAAGCGAGGCGGUCCGAACGAGAAAGAAUCUGAAGUCAUCAUAUCAUACCAGAGUCCGAAAACAACGAUGCCAUUCUCGUUUGAUAAGCAGCCACAAUCAACAAACACUAAAACCACAUCUGCGUCUUCACUCAACUCGUCAACUCAGAACAUCUUCUCUCCUAAAUCGUUAUUCUCGUUUGGUGGUUCGGCGAAAGAUCAGCAGACCACGAAGUCAGACAACACGGUUGACGUGAAUAAGUCGCAAGGAGAUGCUGCAUCUGAAGAUAAGCCGAAGAAUGUCGUCUCCUCUCCAUUUUCGUUUCUCGGCGCUUCAGAUUCGAAAAUGUCCUCGUCGUCAACGACCACAAAUGCAACAACCUCAAUUUCGUUUGGUACUUCGAAAUCAUCGUCAUCAAAUGACAGUAAUACAUCAACUGCAAUAAAACCAUUAUUCACUUUUGGCAAAGCAGCUGAUAAUACUGAUAGCGGCAAAGCAGCUGAUAAGCUGCAAGCAUCAUCCACUUUCAAAACGCCAGUAUUCCCAUCGAUCGCCUCAGUAACAAAAGGAGAUACGUCAACAUCGUCCUCGUCAUCAUCCACUAUUAAACCAUUGUUCUCAUUCGGAACUCUCAACAAAGAUGCAUCAACUAAAGGCAUAUUCAGUGAAAAUGUGAUAAUGGUCUACUAUUGUUCAGGUUUUUCAUUUGGAGCACCUCAGCUCGGCACCACGUCAAGUAAUCAGUCAACAGAUAAAGACGAUGAUAAUGAAGAGUAUGUACCACCAAAAGCAGAGGCCGUAUUAGAGGAUGAACCGAAUGCGAUCUUUUCAUCCAAAUGCUCGGUGUUUAUUCUGAAAGGUAAAUCUUAUGAAAAACUUGGCGUUGGUCAGCUGCAUAUCAAGAAAACGGAUCAGGACAAAAAGAUUCUUCUUGUGCGAGCAGCCACAACGAUUGGAACGAUUUGGUUGAAUUCGUUUAUUGACAAGAACAUGAAAUGCGCGAAAGCAGACGAUGUUAAGUUGCGAGUGAGUUGCGUGAGUGAUGGACACCCGUCAACGCAUUUAAUCCGUUUACCGAGUGCAAAGGAACGUGAACAGGUCGAAAAUGAAUUGUCACAAGGCAGUGGAAAUAGUGAUUGA